GCUAGUGGUUUGACGAUACGUCGACGUUUCAGCAAGAAUUGGAAAAAGGGUUUUGGACAAGGUUGCGGCAACAAUGCUGCUCUUUCUGGUGGAGCUUCCCGCAUCUAACUGAGGCGAAGAUGAGGCAAAACGACGAUGGCAGAAACGACGUCGUUUCAGGCACUCGACGCACGCGGUCUCAAGCGGCUCCAGAUUGGAGCAUAACGGAAUCGCUGAUUCUGGUGAACGAAGUGGCGGCGGUGGAAGCCGACUGUUCCAUAACCCUAUCCUCGUACCAACGCUGGAACAUCAUUGCCGAUAACUGCGCCGCCUUGGACGUUCCUCGGAACUUGGCUCAGUGUCGCCGAAAGUGGCAUGCGCUGCUCUCUGACUACGACAGGUUCAGGGAAACCACGCGCCGCGACAACAAGUUUAGGUUGCCAACCAAUUUUGACGCCGAAUUGUUUAGGGCGAUUGAGCGGGUUGUCAAAUCGCGUGAAGAGCGAGGCGAGGUUGAUCCUGAAAGCGACACCGAAGCAGGGAACGAGGCGCGUGAUGCCACCGUCGAAAUCGGAGGGUGCAAACGAAAAAGGCAACGAAGCAGAUCUGAGAGACACCGAGUGCAGAAGCUUAAUAAAUGUUUUGAACAAGAGCCUGAGGAAAGCCAUGAUGAAGGGAAUGAGAAUAAUUCGGAUGAAGAAUUUUUGAAAGACUUUCUGGAAUCAAAACCAAAGAUGAAAUGUACUGCAGAAAAGCUUCUAAAGCACCCAUUGAUAUCACCAAAGAAUCUUGGCGAAGUAGAGCUUCAUGAAAACCAUAAUAUCGAAGGGUCAAAGCUGAUCGGUGUAGAAAAGUUAACAAUCAGCAGAGAAGAAAAUGAGGAAACAAUGACUCUGAAAUUGCAAGAGUUAGCAGAAGAGAUUCAAGCAAUUGCUACUGAAUCAGCGGCAGAUUAUAAGGGAGCUGGCUCACAGAAUGUAGAGGAUUACCAUACUGAAUUUACCAGGUGCCAAGGGGACAAGCUCAUAGCAAGCCUGGGAGAUUUCUCUAACACCCUUAAGCAACUAUGUGAUCUUCUCCAAAGAGUGUAAAUAAACCUUAGAAUGUUCUUUUUAUAAUUAUUUUCUAUCCUUCUUCGUGAAUGAAUGCAGCAUGGGAGAAUGCCGUGUUUUUUGUACUUGUGUCCGCUCCCUGCUUAUUCUUGUGUGAAAGUAAAUUAUUACAGCUUAACAAGGCUUUUUUGCCUACUAUAGAUAAUAACCAUCACUUUACCUUUUU
This is a messenger RNA of Abrus precatorius (Indian licorice), 1257 nucleotides long. RefSeq lists its product as uncharacterized. Bases 120 to 1070 code for a protein of 316 amino acids. Lineage: Eukaryota; Viridiplantae; Streptophyta; Magnoliopsida; Fabales; Fabaceae. The record is from RefSeq and is a predicted model, not a curated record. The transcript is spliced from 2 exons.